This is a messenger RNA of Rattus norvegicus (Norway rat), 5315 nucleotides long. The record is from RefSeq and is a predicted model, not a curated record. Lineage: Eukaryota; Metazoa; Chordata; Mammalia; Rodentia; Muridae.
CUGAUCUGGGGUCACCUGUGUUCUCUAAGUAAGUCCAAACCCAUGGUGAACUUGAGUUUGUCACUGGGGCUUAUAAGGAUGGGGUACACUUUGUUUAUGUCUCCUUGGGACAUAGUUUUCACACUAUUACUAUAAGACUACAUUCUUUUUUAAGACAAGGGUUUUCUAUAUAGCCCUGGCUGCCUGGAACUGGUUAUGUAGACUAGGCCUGCUUUUAUCUCCCAAGAGCUGGGAUUAAAACAUGUACCCAUAUCCAACUGAUGCAGGACUAACAAGUUUUGGAAACUUUGUUUGCCUUGAUCUUCUUGUUAUCAUGGUUUUCACUUUGGGACUUGCACAUCUGGGGCUAAGUCACUGGUUGAAAUUCUCACUUAACUUUCCUUAUGCUUAACUUUGCUUUUACUGUUCAUAAGGUUCUAGGUUGCUAUUAUCACCUGGAGGAGGAGGAGGAAGAGGAGGAGGAGGAGGAGGAGGAGGAGGAAGAGGAGGAGGAGGAGGAGGAGGAGGAGGAGGAGGAGAAGGAGGAGGAGGAGGAGGAGCAUUCCAGCGCUUUGGUCGGCAUGCUGACCUCACCACUCGUGCCAGCUCACUGGAAUGAUGGGUGAGGUUGAAGUCUCAUAGAUACACAAAUGCUCUAAUUUCACAAGGGAGACUGGCAGGGCUGGGUUCUCUCUAACUGGACACUGUGCUCACCCAGGCAAGAGGUGGGAGAGUUAAAGCUGAAGCCUCCUAGUUGCCCGGACCUUGCUGAGACAAUGGGCAAGGCUGAAGCUUCAGGGUUGCGUUUAUUCCUAGGGGGAUGUGGGGAUUAGUGGCUGAACCCAACUGCACACACUGACCUCACUGUACAAUGUGCAAGGAUAGAGCCUCCUAGGCACUUUAUGCUCAUCCGAAUGACAGGCAGGGCUGGGGUCUCCCCGCCUUGCAGAUCUCACAGGGAUGAUGAAUGGAGCUGGAGCCUGUGGAAAAUGCUGUGUUCACCUGGGGCUACCAGGGCACUUCAAGAUAGAGUCCUUCUGAGCAUUCGGCUCUUAUUAUGACUGGGUAGGCUGGAGUCCUUUGGUCCUACUGAAUUCAUUGGCAAGAUGAGGGGGACUGAAGGCUCCCAGACACUAUGCUCACUGGGAGCAAACAGAUGGAGCAGAGCCCCAAGUGUGUAGUCUUCACCUAAGCAAUAGGUGGGGCUCUCCUGUUCACUAGACUUCUGUAUGUGAUGUUUCCAACACACACACACACACACACACACACACACACACACACACACACACACACACACACACGCACGCACACACGCACACACUUUCAUGGCUUUAAAACGGUCACCUGAUACAGUUUGAAUUUGAACUGUCUGUCAAGGUCAUGCUUUGUGUGCUUGGCUCCCCAGCUGAUGGUGCUACUGUGGAAGCCUGUGGAAUCUUUCAGUAAGAGAUGACCCACACAUGGUCUUAAGUGAGUCACCAGAAGUGAGGCGAGGAGGCCAUGCCUGGCCCCCAGUUCCUAGGAUGCUGCAUGCUUCCUUGUCUGCUGUGAUGUGGACAGCCUAUCCAUAUGCUCUCACGACCAUGAACUAAGUCGCAGUGAUGCAACGGCACCCAAGACAAUCGCCUCACUUACACAGCUUCUGAAGAGACCUGUACUGUAAGCCGCAUCUCUGUGCCUCUAUAUGUAAAGUGUCAGUUCUCCAUUGGCUACGUUCAAGAUUUACCUCCCUGCCUUUGGUUUUCGGACAUUUGAAUAUGACGUCUCCAGGCAGCGGUAUGGACUGGGGCUCUGUGUUGGGCAUGUAACUUUAGCUUACUUAGAUCUGUGAUUUGUUAUCUUAUGUUUCGUUAGGAUUAACACAUACUAUACAACUGAUAUAUCGCGCUGUGAUAUCCCACAUGUGUGAAUGGAUUCUUUGACUGUGUCCAUCUUCCCUUUGUCCCUCUCUAGACUUGUUCACACCUCUUCCCUUCCCCAGCACUCUUUCUCUCUCAGUAACUCCUUUUAUAUUUUAAUAACUCUGUCUCCCCUCUUUUUGUCACUUUCACAUAUGCGGGAAGACUCACGAUGACCGACUCUGUGACUGCUUUAUGCUGCUCACCCUGAUCUUCAGAUCCAUAAUUUCUCUGAUAAUGACUCUAUUUUCUUUAUAUUUAACAAUCCUCCAUUGCAUCUAUAUUUUCUAUCUUGUCAUUUGUUUUCUAAAUUCCUAGUUAUUGUUGCUUUCAGAGUCCUUUUGUUGUUGUUGUUGUUGUUGUUUUUACUCAAAGUAGAUUUCCCCCCUCAUGUAACUCAUCUUGGUUACUGUUUCUGCUCCCUGUGGCCUUGAGCCUUCCAGUUCCUUCCCACCUCUCCUAUUGAGACCCACUCUCUCUAUGUCUCUCACUAGAAAACAAACAGGCUUCUAAGAGACAGUAAUAAAAUAAAUAAAUAAAUAAAUAAAUAAAUAAAUAAAAACUAGUUUAUUGGAAUUAGAUAAAACAAACAGAAGGAAAGGAGGCAGAGAGCCCAGAAAAAGCCUUAUGUCGGUGCCUUUGACUCAGUUGGAGUUGAGUUUUGUGCACGGUGAUGAGUACAGAUCUGCUUGGAGUCUUCUAUAUUUAGACAUCCAGUUUGACCAUCACCAUUUGCUGAAGAUGCUGUCUUCUUUCCAGUGCGUAUUUCUGGCUUCUUUAUCAAAACUCAGGUGUCCAUAAAUGUGUAGAUCUAUGUCUGGGGUCUUCAAUUCAAUUACACUGACCAACAUGUCUGCUUCCUGUGUCAAUACCAUUCUGUUUUCAUUACCAUAGUUCUGCAUGCAACUUGAAGCAGGGUGGUGUGACCUCCAGCAGUUCCUUAUUAAUCAGGAUGGUUUUAUCUGUCCUGGAUUAUUUGUGCUUUCCUAUGAGGCUGAAAAUUGUCCUUUCAAGAUCUGUGAAGAACUCUGUUGGAAUUUUGACGGGGAUUGCAUUGAAAGCAUAGAUUAUUUUUUUGUAGGAUAGCCAUUUUUACUAUUCUACCAAUCCACGAACAUGGGGAAUCUUUCCAUCUUCUGAUAUCUUCUUCAAUUUCUUUUUUCAAUAUCUUAAAAAUUUAACACACAAUUCUUUCACUUGCUUGGUUACAAUUACCCCAAGAUAUUUUGUAUUAUUUGAGGCUAUUGUGAAAGGUUGGGUUUCCCUGAUUUCUUUCUCAGUUCCCCAUUUGUAUACAGUAGGGCAACUGAUCUCUGAAUUAACUUUGUAUCCAGUUACUUUGCUGAAUUAUCAGCUCCGGGAGUUUCCCAGCAGAGUUUUAGGGUCAAUUAUGUAUAAUAUUAUACCAUCUGAAAGUAAAGAUUCUCUGACAUCUUCCCCUUUCUGUAUCCCCUUGAUCUCCUUCAGUUGUCUUACUGAUCUAGCUAAGCAUUCAAGCACUAUGUAGAAUAGAUGUGAAGAGAGUGGACAAGCUUCUCUUGUUCCUGGUUUUAGUGGAAUUGCUUUGAGUCUCUCUCUCCAUUUGAGCUGAUACUGGUUAUGGGCUUGCCGUAUACUGCCUUUAUUAUGUUUAGAUAUAUCCCUUGUAUCCUAACCUCUUCAGGACUUUCAUUAUAAAGCAAUGUUGAAUUUUGUCAAAGGCCUUUUCUGCCUCUUUUGUCUUUCAGGUUUUUUUUUUUAAAUAUGGUGGAUUACAUUUAUUGAUUUCUGUAUGUUGAACCAUCCCUCUACUUCUGGGUUGAAGCCUACUUGAUUAUAUUUGAUCUUUCUGAUGUGUUCUUGGAUUUGGUUUGCAAGUAUUUUAUUCAGAAUUUUUGCAUCUAUGAUAAUAAGAGAAAUUGGUCUGUAAUUCUCUUUAUUUGUUGGGUUUUUAUGUGGUUCAGGUAUCAGGAUAAUUGUGGAAUCAUGAAAAGACUGAAUAUCUUCCUUCUGUUUCUAUUUUGUGAGAUACUUUGAGCAGUAUUGACGUUAACUUUUCUUUAAAUGGUAGAAUUCUUCACUAAAACCAUCUGGCUCUGGGCUAUUUCAUUCCUUUGUUUUUUGGUUUUUUUGGUUUUUUUUUUUGUUUUUUUUGGUUUGGGGACUUCAAUAACUGCUUCUAUUUCACUAGAGAUUACAGUAGUCUAAAUUGCUUUAUCUGAUCUUUAUUUAAAUUUUGAAAGUGGUAUGUAUCCAGAAAAAUCACACGUUCCUUUUAGAUUUUUAUGUAUAAUGGAGUUCAGGUUUUUAGAAUUUGUUUUUAUGACUGAUUCUCUGGAUUGCCUCGGUGACUCUUGUUAUGUUCCCCCUUCUCAUUUCUAACUUUCUUAGUUUGGAUAUUCUCUCUCCGCACUUCAGUUUGGAUAGGGGUUUGUAAAGCUUACCAGGCGUCUCAGAGAACCAACACCGGCCCACUGAUUCCUUCCAUUCUGUUUGCUGUUUGUCCAUUUCUACUUCACUGACUUCAGCCCUGAGUCUGAUGAUUCCCUGCCAUCUGCUCCUUCCCGGUGUGAUUUCUUCUCUUUGUUCUAGAGCUUUCAGGUGUGAUCCUAUGGUUACUAGUACGGGAUCUCUCCAACUUGCUUUUGUUUUUGUUUGUUUUUAAUGGAGGCACUUUGUGCUAUGAACUUGCCUAUCAGAACUAACGUCUCAUGUCCCAUACGUUUGGGUAUGUUGUGUUUCCAUUCUCGUUCAGUUUUUCUUUUUUUUUUUUAAAUCUAUCUUCACGCAGUUUUCAUUCAGUAGUGAGUUGUAAGAUUUCUAUGAAUUUGUAAGCUUUCAGUUGUUUCUAUUGUUGUUGAAAUCUAGUUUUAAUCCAUAGUGGUUAGAUAGGAUGCUGGCUGUUAUUUCAAUUUUCAUGUAUCUGUUGAGACUUGCUCUGUGUCCAAGUAUGUAGUAAAUUUUGGAGAAAAUUCCAUGAGGUACAGAGAACAUAUAGUCUUUUGUUUGGGGGUGAAAUAUCCUGUAAAUAUCUGUUAGGUCCAUAUGGUUUAUAAUGUAAGGUAGUUCCAGCAUGUCCUUGUUAGUUUUUGUCUAGAUGACGUCACUAUUGGAGAGAGUGGAGUAUUAAAGUCUCCACUGUUUAAGAGUCGAUAUGUGAGUGACAUGAGGAGCUGUUACCAGAGGCUGAGCUGCUGGUUAAACCUGAUCAAGAUGACAACCUCCCAAAAUCACCGAGACUUCAUGGCAGAGCCCAUGGGGGAAAAGUCAGUGGGGAGCCUGGCCAGGAUUGGUGAAGUCCUGGGCAAGAAGCUGGAGAAAAGGGGCUUUGACAAGGUGUAAGUAGUCCCUGGCCAGUCUAAAGAAGAUGAAGACCUCUUUCAAGAAUGGCUGAAAGACACAUGUGGUGCCCGGGACUGCUUUGGGUGCCUUCGAGAAUGGUGUGCUGCCUUCUUGUAA